This is a messenger RNA of Arabis nemorensis, 564 nucleotides long. The record is from the annotation of a GenBank genome assembly. Lineage: Eukaryota; Viridiplantae; Streptophyta; Magnoliopsida; Brassicales; Brassicaceae.
AUGGCUUGUUCCUCCAGUUGUUUCUUCGUCGUUAGUAUGGCAAUUCUGUCACAAUUUCUCUUAGCCCCAGCAUCAGGAUUGGUCAACAGAAAAUACAUCGAUGCCAACUGCCAACGAGUGAAGAACAAACCUUUCUGCGUCGAGACAUUGACCACCUUUCCUCCUACCGCUGCUGCCACCGGCCUGUUGCCACUUGCGGAGUCUGUGGUGGGGCUUGCAAUAGCACAUGCUGAGAAGACCGCGGGUUUCGCAGCUGAGACGGCGAAGAAAGAUGCGAAUUUGAAGACGCAAUUCAACGAAUGCCAUGACGCAUAUGUUGGUAUUGUGGCGUCUUUAAAGAGCGCGUCAUUGGAGCUCAAAGACUCACCAGACACUGCCAACUACGAUGUAAUGCUUUCUGGUGAUGAAAUAAGGCGCGUCCAGGAGUUGGUCGGGAAAAACACCGACAAGUCCUCCUCCACACUCUUGGAGAUGACUUUGCAGAUGGAGAAGCUUCUUGAUCUCGCUGCUGGAGCCACCGAUGCUGUUGAUGACGAUGAUGAGAACACUCAUCGUCGUGCUUGA